CGCGGCCGCCGGGGCGCGCGCCGCUGCCCGCAUGGCGGCCACCAAGGCGCUGCAGCAGUGGUGCCGUCAGCAGUGCGAGGGCUACCGGGGCGUGAGCAUCACCAACAUGACCACGUCGUUCCGCGACGGCCUGGCCUUCUGCGCCAUCCUGCACCGCCACCGGCCCGACCUCCUAGACUUUGACGCUCUCAGGAAGGAAGACAUUUAUGAGAACAACAAACUGGCCUUCCGUGUGGCCGAGGAGAAGCUGGGCAUCCCAGCCCUGCUGGACGCUGAGGACAUGGUGGCCCUGAAGGUGCCAGACCGGCUGAGCAUCCUGACCUACGUGUCCCAGUACUAUAACUACUUCCACGGACGCUCCCCCAUUGGGGGCAUGGCUGGUAUCAAGAGACCCCCGUCAGACUCCAAUGAGGAACCGUCCGGGAAGAAGGCCCCAUCCCAGCUGGCCAGGCCCUCACCCACUCCAGCCCAGGGGCAGCCACUGUCUCCAACCAGCACAGACCCCGCCGUCCAGUGGAAGGACAGAAGCUCAGGGGGCCUCCUGCUGAAGACCGGCCAGGCCUCCGCGAGCAGCUCCGUCAGCAGCACCUGUGGGGUCUGCAGCAAGCACGUGCACCUCGUGCAGCGACACUUGGCUGACGGGAAGCUCUACCACCGGAGCUGCUUCAGGUGGGGCGUGUGUGUGUGUGCACCUGUGUGUGUGUGUGCACGUGUGUGUGUGCGUGCCCUUGUGCACGUUUGCAAGUAUGCAUGUGAGCCCGUGCACCCCUGUGUGCAAGUGCCACUCGCGGGAACACCGCCGGUCAGGCCGGUCAGGCACCAUGAGCUCCUUCCCUGCCUCAGGUUGUCUGCACCUGGGUGUGGGGGCAGCCCGUCCUUCCCUCGGCUGACCUCCUGCCCUCUGUCUAGGGUCCUGGCAGAGCCUCGGGUGGGUGAGGCACCUGGGAAGGUCCGUGGGAGCUCCGAGGGGCCCGUCCACGUCCCCCCGACCCCUCUUCGGUCUGACAGGACAGCGGGCGCGGCUAGCCCCGGGCCCAGCCCCUCAGCCGCCUCCCCGUCCCCGUCCCCAUCCCGCCGCAGGAAGCUGGCCGUCUCUGCCAGCCUGGACGUUUCUGCCAACUGGCUUCGUUCUGAGCCCUCGGGGCAGGAAGUCCCAGCCCAGAGCUGGAAGGAAGAGGAGAAAGGGAAGCUCUCUGCUCAGGGCAAACCAGCAGGGAGGCCCUUGGGCUCGACUGGUGUCCCCGCUCCACCCGGCAAGGCAGUGACCAACCGUGCCAGGCUGCACCCUGACUACAUGCCCCCGGAAGAGAUCCAGAGGCACAUGCAGAACAUCGAGAGCCAGCUGGACGCCCUGGAGCUCAGGGGCGUGGAGCUGGAGAAGCGUCUUCGCGCCGCUGAGGGGGAUGCCUCCGAGGACACCCUCAUGGUGGAGUGGUUCCAGCUCAUCCACGAGAAGCAGCUACUGCUGCGGCAGGAGUCGGAGCUGAUGCACAAGGCCAGGGACCAGCGCCUGGUGGAGCAGCAGUUGGACCUGGAGGGGGAGCUGCGUCAGCUGAUGGCCAAGCCCAAGGGUCUGAAGUCCCUCAAGGACCAGCAGCGCGAGGAGGAUCUGCUGCAGCGGUACAUCAGUACGGUGGAGGACCGGAGCCACAUCGUGGACUUCCUGGAGGAGGACCGCCUCAGAGAGCAAGAGGAGGACGAGAUGCUACAGAACAUGAUCCAGAGUCUGGACCUCCAGAAAAGCAGCGGGGACCAGAAGAAGAAGUCCAAGUUCAGCUUGUCCAGGGUCUGGUCCCUGAGGAGCAAAAGCAGGACCCCCGAGUGAGCCGUCUGGCUGGCUGCAGGACCUGUGCCCUUGGCUCGGGCAGGGUGGGCACCGUGGGAGUGGGAACAUGGGGGUGGGGACCUGCACCCCUCCCCAUGGGGUCUGAGCCACCACAAUAAAGAAAGUGACCACGUGA
This is a messenger RNA of Leptonychotes weddellii (Weddell seal), 1961 nucleotides long. The record is from RefSeq and is a predicted model, not a curated record. NCBI's taxonomy places the organism in Eukaryota, Metazoa, Chordata, Mammalia, Carnivora, Phocidae.